UUUGGGUCGUGGGUUUGUAAGAAGAAGAAGAUGGAAGAUUACGAGACUGAAGAAAAGAAACAAGCUGCUGCUGAUGUUCUGUUCAACUAUUCUAAAUUUGUACUGGCAUGUAUAGGGAAUAAGGUUCGACCAUGUGACAUGCGGUAUCAUCUAAUGAAGGAGGUUUCUGGACAUCCAACAUCAUUGAAAAGGGGGGAACCGCAGGUUGCUAUUUCAUCUGAUGUAAUGGGAUCAUCCAGUUCUAGCACUGCCAAACUCGACAAAUCAGAUAGUUUUCAAGCCUCAUGAUCAUCAUCAUCACUUUUAUAAACUUCGUUUUUGACAAUCUUUAUAUUUGAAUCUUGAUUUUAUUAUAUAAAUGUUUAUUAUGUAUGUCAUCAACUAAACUCUGUUAUGUGUGA
This is a messenger RNA of Impatiens glandulifera, 401 nucleotides long. RefSeq lists its product as uncharacterized. The record is from RefSeq and is a predicted model, not a curated record. The transcript is spliced from 3 exons. Lineage: Eukaryota; Viridiplantae; Streptophyta; Magnoliopsida; Ericales; Balsaminaceae. Bases 31 to 288 code for a protein of 85 amino acids.